This is a messenger RNA of Alosa alosa (allis shad), 4356 nucleotides long. It is a transcript of the gene zfhx2, whose product is annotated as zinc finger homeobox 2. The record is from RefSeq and is a predicted model, not a curated record. NCBI's taxonomy places the organism in Eukaryota, Metazoa, Chordata, Actinopteri, Clupeiformes, Clupeidae. Gene Ontology annotation, molecular function: RNA polymerase II cis-regulatory region sequence-specific DNA binding; DNA-binding transcription factor activity, RNA polymerase II-specific. The transcript is spliced from 4 exons. Gene Ontology annotation, cellular component: nucleus. Bases 781 to 4215 code for a protein of 1144 amino acids. Gene Ontology annotation, biological process: brain development; regulation of neuron differentiation; regulation of transcription by RNA polymerase II.
AAAUGGGCUGUUAUUUCUCUAGACUUGCCUAGUGAAGUACUUUGCCAGCUGUGUUUUAACAUAGCAAAUGCUUUUUGUUAUGCGAACCACACACAACUAUUAAAGACGUCGCUAUUGAGGUUAGCAAGCUAGCCUGCUAAUUGAUCCACCACCGGUGGGUUUUGCUAAUUAGACUGACGUUAAUUAGCUGAAUAAUCAAGACUGUUGGUAGGGCACACGAUCGUUUUCUCUCGGAUAAUUAUGUAUGAUGGAUUUCUACAAUGAUUAUAUGCCCUCUACAUAAACGGCAUAUGUUACCAUAUUAACAAGCUAGAAUUUAGACGAUAUUUGUAGCAGUCAAGCUAAUUGACUCGCCAACGCAGCUAACGUUAGCAGAUAAGUGGACAGUGUUGGUAUUUGGUGUUGGAAUGUUCGUGGACAGUUACAUGAUAAAAGUCAACAUUCGUCUGUUAUCAUAUAUACUUUGUAUGAAGUUGUGAUUGUGUUAUGUCAAUAGCAUUGGUCAAUUAUGCUGUUUAUUAUACGUGCCCUAAAUUACAGUGCAGUCGACGACUUAUUUAUUUAUUAUUGUAAAUCGUCAACACUGCAAUGAGAUUUCUCGUGGGGGGUUGCAACGUGUUGGCCAUUUUUUUCCCCUUUCUUUGACAAGAAGCAUGCAUUUCUAUAUUUAAAGAUCAGCAUUAUCUAUUGCAUGAUCCAACUGAAGUCAGCACACUUUGAAAAAAAUCCUUCAAGGAGGAGGCAGGUGAGACUGUAAGCAGUGACAGUAACGGGGUGUCAAUGUGGUUGUGUCCACUUUGUCAGCAAGGGCAGCCCGACAGAGACAGACUUUCUCUCCAUCUGACAGGCAAACACAGUGUACUUCCUGCCUGCCUGGACAAAUUACUGGAUAUUGCUGUCCAGACGCAUUCCUCGGGUGAGGAUGCUAAAGCCACAGUCCAGACAGGAGCUGCAGAUGCCUGUUUGGAACCCACCCUGGAUGAAGAGUAUUCCAAAAAAAUUGCUGACGGUUCUCAAAUGAGCGCAGGAGACAAAGACGCUGCCACCCUGGAAAAGGACAUGGAUGAUGAAGUGGAGGGGAUGCAAGACCCAGAGGCAGACGUGGGUGGUUUGGAGUCGGAUCAGGAGAGUGCUGCUCAGUCCUCAAAAGUCUCUGGAGGUGCUGUCAGCAACGACAAGUCCACGGGUAAAAACGAAGCUGGAACUGAAAGCAACAGCAACCGUCCAUUCAAGUGCAACGCAUGUUUGGAGUCGUUUGCCACUAAAACAGCACUUAGUGUACAUUACAACUCCACCACCCACAUUCAGAGGAUGAGAACUGGGUCUUCUAAGCAGGCUGGGGAAAAUGAUGCUUCAGGACCAUAUCCCUCCCGCCCUUACGUCUCCAACAAGCCCUACCAGUGUGCUGUGUGUCGAGUCUCAUACAAUCACGCCAUCACGCUUGAGAGUCAUUUGAAAUCUGUGUUGCACCAAACGCGAAGCAGAAAUGCUAACAAUUCAGCCAACAAGACUGCUAGCAGUUCAAGCAGCAGCAGCAGCAACAACAGCAGCAGCAGCAUAGUGCCCAAUUUAGUUGUUGCCACCACGGGCAAUGCCACACAGUUAGUAAACACUACCACCAGCAAUUGCAUCACCCAGCCCAGCCUGACUGCAUCUGCAGCCACAACCAAAGAUGGAGAGCAAAUUCAGCCAGCACCUUCGCUCCUCACCUCUCCCGUGGCCUCGGCUCAGGCAGUCUCUGCCUUCCUCACUCUCCUGACCUCCAGUCCCAACUCCAUCCCGCAUUCCAUCCUCCCCUCUCUGUUUGCCACCGGAGCGGGCGCCACACCCGGGACGGCGGCAGGCCCCCAGCUCGUCCCCCAGGCACAGGUGCUUAUGCCGCUGAUUCUGAAUGGGCUGCAGACCCAGAACCCGCAGAGUCCAAGCCCCGAACUGUCCCAGUCUCUCCCUGUGCUGGGUCUCUCGGCCGCACAGCAAGCUCUUCUUGCCCAAAGACUCAGUGGUUUACAAAGUCAGUGGUCAUCUGUUGGACUUCAGGCCUCCGUACAGCCUGAUGCAGAGGAUUCAGAGGGAGCAGAGAAAACAAGUGGCUUACAAAGACCCUGUGAGCAGAUAAAAAUCGAGCCAAAAGAGGAGUCGUUGCCACUAAAGCUGGACAUUAAAUGUGAGGUUAAGUCAGAAAGGGUAGUGGAAAGUGAGGGUCUGAAAAAAGAGUGUAAAGAGGAGGAGCAGGGUAAAGUGAGCGCCACUGAACUGAGCAGCGCCUUAAAAACCGAGGACAACAGGGUCGAGGAUGGUGUGGAGCACAUGGAGAAAGGUCAGGAGAGUGACACUGAUGAAGAGAGCACAAUGGAACGGGAGAGUGCAGAGUCUGAUACAAAGAAGUUGCCUUGCACAAAUGUAACAAAUUCUCUGGCAGCUCCCAGCCAGUCUCUCCUUAGUGAUGGCACAUUGUCUGACCUUGAGCAGGCCCAGUGCUAUACUCCUAAACACAGACAGACAGUAAACAGCACUGGGAUCAAGUCACGCCCCUUAAAUGCCUCCCUUGCCUUAGGCCGGUCAGGCCUCGGUUGCUCCAAGUCUAGGCCUCCCUUUUCUCCAGGAGCCCCUGUGCUUUCUGAGUUCCAGUACCAGGUUUUGUUGGCCUUUCUGGAGUCUAGAAGCGAGGCAGAUGCUGCAAGCCCCCCACGAGAGGACUGUGAAGCACUUGGGAGGGAGGUCGGGCUCACAGAAGAGGAGGUCCGCAAAUGGUUAGAAGACGCCCAUCAAGCCAAAGAGAGGCAGAAAGCUGGAGAACUUAGGAGAACGGAUGGGAGAGAUUAUGACCAGGACGAUGAUGAAGAAAGCGCACUUACAAUUGAUGAGAGUCCAGUCAGGUCUGCAGCCCACGCCAUCGACUUGUCCAGUGGGGGAGACAGACGGAGGGAGAAGGAGCGGGAAAGUCAGGGUGACUCCUGCUUGACCUCUGAUUCUGAGAACGAGGAGGUUUACACCUCUGUCAUUGUGACAGACGAGGAAAGCCAGGCUAGCUCCAUGAGAGAGGAGCCAAGCAGUCCCGCUAAAGAAGCACCACAGAGAGAGCAAGUUGGGGAGAAGAGCUCAGGUGGGGGAAAGGUACUCCGGUCCACUACGGUUUUCCUUUCUGAUGCUGAAGAUGACGACGAGGAGGAAGAGGGUGGGAGCCACGUGGGGAAAAGGAAAAGGAGGAAAAGAGAUCCUGAUGGAGAGGACGUGGAGGCCAAGAGGGAUCGACUGGAUCCCGACCUGGAUCUGGAGUUGGAAGCUCAGGCUGAUCCCCCCACUCCCCUCUCGGUUUCCAUUGACCAGAGAGGCCUCCCCAGUAGUAUUCUCCAUUCGCUGCCUCUCUCCCUCUCUCUCGCCCCAUUCUCCACGCAGUUGUUCAGUCCAUAUGUUCUCUCGCUGCCCUCGUCCGUGGUCGGGGUUGGAGUGGCAGAGGGCGACGGUGGCAAGGUGGCGGCCUUUCCAAAUGCCCAGACCAUCGCUCACUGCUCAGCUGCAUUCUCAGAAGCUCUCAAUUCACAUUCUUUGUCCUCCCACUCACAGCAUGCUCAGUAUAUGUCUAAUGGCGGGGACUGUGAGACCGCAUUGGACCUCAGCAUGGGAAAGAACCAUAGCUCCACAAAGGCUUCCACAUCUGUCAGUGUGGCUGAUAAGACCGCGGCACAAAAAGGACGCUUGUUGGACGGACUCGGGCUCAGGCCGGCAGCGGUUGGGGUUCCAAGCGAAGGCGGUCUUAUUGUUCUCCAAGUGAAGCCAGACUCUGCUAUCGCUAUUCCGGCUGCCAACAACAGCAACUUCAUCAACCACAAUAACUUGGCGAAGACCAACACUGUGCUAAUGAGGGCUGCCCAGAGAGAGCCGACGUCCACAAUUGACCGAGAGAAAGACAAAGAAAGAGAGAAGGAGAAAGAGCAGAGGAGGCCCAAGGCGAGACGGUUCAAAGACAUGAGGAGAUCCAGAACCAUUAUUCAGGCGAACAGCUCGAUGUGCUUUACGGCUGUUACUUCAAAGACCCAAACCCAGGAAAGCACGAAUUUGAACAAAUCUCCGAGUGGGUACAUCUUCCAAAGAAAGUGGUACAGAUCUGGUUUCAGAACAUGCGAGCCAGAGAAAGGAAAGGGGAGGUGCGUUUCAUUAGCGAUGGCACUCUGGCAGCCGUGGGCAAGCCACUCAUUAAGUUCACAUGGCCCCUGACGCAGCCCAUCUUCUCGAGCUCCCCUAAAAAUAGCACCAACUCCAACUCCACUGCUGGAGCCACAUCUGUAAAUAUUCACCCUAAAGCAAUACCAGGUAAAGAGGAUAAGGUGUCUGUGAACCAGGGGGCUAACAGACCAA